Messenger RNA from Portunus trituberculatus (swimming crab), 3025 nucleotides. It is a transcript of the gene lt, whose product is annotated as vacuolar protein sorting-associated protein 41 homolog. NCBI's taxonomy places the organism in Eukaryota, Metazoa, Arthropoda, Malacostraca, Decapoda, Portunidae. Gene Ontology annotation, cellular component: late endosome; HOPS complex. The coding region runs from base 269 to 2956 and encodes 895 amino acids. The record is from RefSeq and is a predicted model, not a curated record. Gene Ontology annotation, molecular function: protein binding. The transcript is spliced from 19 exons. Gene Ontology annotation, biological process: vesicle-mediated transport; macroautophagy; protein targeting to vacuole.
CUUCAAAUUUUCAUCUACUUAUCUAUGUGUCUAUCUAUCUAUCUAUCUAUCAAUCUGUCUAUUUCCCUUACAAAGGACUGAGGAAGAAAUACAACCAUCUGCCACACAAAGACCAAGAUCAAAGCAAUAGAAAUCAGCUGAGAGGACGCCCACCUGUCCACUUUCCUAUUUUCCUUUAUUUUUCACCACCAGCUCUGUUCCCAAGCUGUGGACUGAGACAGGUGCAACGAGGACUCUUUUCCCGCCAGAAGAGGAAGGCAAAUAGGUGAUGAUGGAGGGGGAGGAGAGAAACACAGGCCUAGAACAGAAGAAGGGAGAGGAACAAGUACAAGGGAAACAGGAGAAAAAAGAAGUGAAGGAAAUGAAAGCCAAAGAGAAGAAAGGAGGUGAAGAAACAGUGGAAGAUGAUGAGGAGGAGGAUUCAGAGGAAGAGGAAGAGGAGGAACCGAAGUUGAAGUACGAGAGAGUCUCUGGCGACCUGCGUGACAUUCUGAAGAGAGACGCGGCCACUUGUAUCGCUGCUAACUCCAAGCUGAUAAUCGUGGGCACCAGCUGGGGCAGGAUCCAUGUUCUGGACCACCAAGGGAACAAGGUGCGGGAAUUUGCCUCUCACAAUUCCCCAGUGACGCAGCUUGACCUGGACGCCAAUGGGGACUACAUCGCCUCCUGCUGCCGUGACAGAAGGGUAGUGGUGCAGGGGCUGUACACCGCAGAGAACUCCCACACACUGGUCCUGGAGGCUCCUGUGCGCUGUGUGGCCCUCGACCCAUUGUACUAUAAGCCCAGAUCUGGCCGGCGCUUUGUUGUCGGCACCACCAAACUGACGCUGUAUGAGAAGGCAUUGUUUGGUCAGCUGCGGAGUUCGGUGUUGGCUGAGGGUGGCGGGGCAGGGCCAGUGAGGGCCAUGCGCUGGGCUGGGCAGUUCCUUGCCUGGGCCACAGACUCUGGGGUGCGGGUGACGGACAUGGCCACCAAGAGCAUCAUCACACUGAUCAAGAGAGACCAUAGUGUUGUUCUCCCAGGUGAGCAGUACCCACCUCACCUGUGCUGGGCUAAUGAACAGACUCUCCUGGUGGGCUGGGGUGAUUCUGUCAAGGUGUGCAGGGUGAGAGUGCGUUCCACCCCACACACACCUCACCUCACUCCUGCACCUGUCUCUCUGCCUCUGCAUUACCUUGAGAUUGUGUUCAUGUUCACCACCGACUUCUACGUGUGUGGGUUGGGGCCACUGGAUGAACACGUGGUGGUGCUGGCGUACAACAAACACACAGACCGCCAGCAGGCCAGUCUUGGGGUGGACUCCCGGCGGCCACAGAUCAGAGUGCUGGAGCCUCUGCAGGGGACAUUUGAGGAGCUGUCCAAGGAUGUGCUGGGAAUAAGAGGCUUUCAGGAGUUUUUACCUGCCAAUUAUCAUCUUGAGUGCCUGGUGGAGGAGAAGCAGUUUUACAUCGUGUGCCCGCAGGAUAUUGUGGUCGCCAAGCCCCGCAGUGCUGACGACCGCAUGAACUGGCUGCUGGAACACAAUAAACAUGCUGAGGCCCUGCAGCUGGUGAGGGCGUCUCGUGAAGUGCGGCAACAUACAGUGCUCAGUGUGGGCCGGGCAUACAUAGACCACCUGAUGACAGUCCACAGGUACCAGGAGGCGGCCCAGAUGUGUACCGAGAUACUAGGACAGGACAAGGCACUUUGGGAGCAGGCUGUGGUGUGGUUCAACAAAGCCAGACAACUGAGGGUGCUGAGUCCGCACUUGCCGCAGGGGGAAGGGCUGUGCCUCGACCCGGCUGUGUACCAAACUGUGCUGCUCGACCUGCUGCACAGUGACCACCAGGGUUUCCUUCAGGUGGUGCAGCAGUGGUCGGCUCACCUGUACAACGUGGCGUACAUCAUCAAUGCAGUGCUGGAGUCGCUGGCACGGAACACCAACAACCUCACCUUGCUCCGGGCACUGGCUCACCUCUACUCCAAUAUUGACAAGCAUGACAAGGCACUCGCUAUCUAUCUCAAACUGAAGCACACUGGCGUCUUUGCUCUGAUUGGCCGCCACAACCUGUACAGCUGCGUGGCCAAGCAUGUGGUGGACCUGAUGACGCUGGAUGCUGCCGCCACGCUGGAGAUGUGUGUCCAACAUACUGACGCUGUCCCACCGGAGAGCGUCACCACCCCACUUGCAAACCACCAUGAGUAUUUGUAUAAGUACCUCGAUGCACUCUACGAACACUGCCGGGACCUGAGCAAGCCGUACCACACACGCCUCAUCUCCCUCUAUGCCGACUGGAACCGCCCCAAGCUGCUGCCGCUGCUGCUACACUCCUCUUCGUAUGACCUGGAGGCAGCUCUCAGGGUGUGCCAGUCCCGGUGCCUCACUGUGGAGACUAUUCAUCUGCUUGACCGCACGGGGAACAGCCAGGAGUCACUGCGUCUCAUCCUGGAGGAGCAGCAGGACCUUCCGUGGGCCAUCCGACUCUGCAAGGAACACGACGACAUUGACUUGUGGGGACAGCUCAUCAAUUGCUCCCUGGAUAAGCCUGAGUACAUCCGGCAGCUCCUGAACAACAUCGGCACACACAUUGACCCUCUGCUUAUCGUUCAGCGCAUUCCUGAGGGCAUGGAAAUCCCGGGACUCAGGGACGCGCUGGUUAAGAUCCUUCACGACUACCAUCUGCAGAUUGAGCUGCGAACAGGGUGUCAGCACAUCCUGGUAGCCGACGGGAGCAACUUACUGAAGAAGCAAGUGGCAGCCCAGAAUGCUGCCGUCCCUGUUUACCGUGAUACUGAGUGUGCUGCAUGUAACAAGAGAGUUUUAAACCACAGGCGUGGUGGAGAGCAGGGCAGCAUUGUGGUGUUCGCCUGUCGCCAUGUGUACCACCAGCUGUGUGUACCUGAGGAGGCUGGCCAGGAACAAGAAGUUUGUCUCGUGUGCAGAAAUGACAAGAGGAGAAAUUUUCUAACAUUCUAAGAGAGAGAGAGAGAGAGAGAGAGAGAGAGAGAGAGAGAGAGAGAGAGAGAGAGAGCUACGCAUGUUUUU